GGCGGUGGGAGUAAAUGGUACACACGCCGCCCUUGCCCCUUAAAUAAAAUAGUGGAAUAAUGUGAGACAUGGCAAGUGGACAUGUGGUAACGCGGGAGACGAGGUGGGCCGGGUCAGUCGCAUCCGAGAGCUUAGUUGCGAUCCAGCUCCCGGGGUGAGUGUACGUCGCUCUCGCUCCCGUCACUCCGCCUGCCUCGCUCGGGGACUCUUUCAGCGAGGACCCUCAAGUUGGAAGCCGUGUCCUGCCGUUGUGUUCCUUCCUUCAUCCCGUUUUCCUUCUGAGUAGUUUUUGCUGUCCCUUGUUUUGUGUGCUGUGAGGAACUUGCGCGUUGUGUACGUAUUCCUGCCUGCCUGUCUGUCUGUCUGUCGGCUUUACGUACGUGUGCGAAGUGAAAAUACUGAUCGAAGCGGAGUGUGAAGUGCGAAGUGAACACCAUUUUUUUUUUUGUAUCAAACAGCUUUACGCGGAAAUUGAUAUUUAACCGGUACACCAAAGCCUGAGUGCCGUGGUGCAGCAGAAACAGCUACAACAGCACCACCAGUGAGUGUCGGGACGGAAAGCUGAGCAUGCAAGUUUUGGUGCAGGUGAAGCAACGAUUGUGUUGAGUGCAGUCGUGACUUGAGGCGUGAUGGCCGUGGUGGUGUGGCCGACCUGCACCUCCCGGAGAUAACCUGAGCCCACUGACGAUGAUGAUGGACCUGUAAUCGCUCAGGGAGGACGUGUACUUGCGUCGUGGGUUUCGCCGCCUCGCCCACUCCUCCCCCUCACCCUCAUCCUCGUCUCGUCGUGUCGACACAACGAGCAUGAGACUUCUGAUGCAAGCGAAGGCGAGAGCACGAUGGCGGUGGUGGUGGUGGUGGUGGUGGUGGGGGUGGACGGCAGCGGUGGCGGUGGCUGGCGUGCGGGGAGGAGGCAGCGGGAACAACGGGGAGCAGAUUUUCGCCACAACUCCCUCCCAUCAGACGGCGGUCCUCGGGGCGACGGCGGUGCUGCCCUGCCGGGUGCUCAACAGAAGAGGCCUCGUGCAGUGGACUAGGGAUGGCUUUGGUCUGGGCACCCACCGCAACCUGGCUGGCUUUGAGAGGUACUCCAUGAUCGGGUCAGACGAGGAGGGGGACUUCAGCCUUAGGAUCUCACCUGUCCACCUGGAGGAUGACGCCGAGUACCAGUGCCAGGUGUCCUCAGCCACGGAACUCCCCCUUAGGUCACAGGUGGCCCGUCUUACCGUCUUUGCGCCCCCAGACCGGCCCAAGGUGACCCAGCCUCCCGUGGCCACUGCUGGGGUGCCGCUGACCCUCACGUGUUCCAGCAGUGGUGGUCGGCCCGCCCCUGAGAUCCAGUGGCUAGACGGGUCAGGUGGCGUCAUACACAAGGGCGUAGAUCACACACAGAAACCCAUGGAGGACGGUAAAAGGAUGUACGCCCGCGCCACGCUCACCUUCACGCCCACGAGGCACCACCACGGGCGCACACUCACUUGCCUCACCCACAACCCCGCCCUCAACACGCCCCUCGAUGCCAAGGUGCGCCUCAACGUGGAGUACCCGCCGGAAGUGCAGCUUGAGUUCUCGCCAGAAGAGCUCUCAGAGGGAGUGGAGGCAUCUGUGACCUGUCGUGUGGAAGCCAACCCCUCCGAGCUGACUUAUAGGUGGUUUCGCGGGGGCUCCGAGGUGACGGGCGCCCAGGGACCCACCCUUCCCCUGGGGCUGCUCUCCCGCUCCGACAACGCCGUCCCGGUGGCCUGCGAAGUCACCAAUUCCGUGGGCACCUCCAGGAAAACCCAGUCCCUCAAUGUGCGAUACGCACCGCUCUUCGUGACGGCGCCCAGCAGCCAGUCAUCGGAGCCCGGCAAGGUGGUGACCCUCAAGUGCCGAGUGGAUGCCAACCCGCCCCCUGAGAUCAUCUGGACUCGCUCUCAUCACUCCAAGGUGGUGGGACGCGGGUCGGAGCUCAUGGUGUCCGCCACGGCUGCCAGUGCGGGGCUUUACAUCUGCUCCGCCCGCAGUCCAGGCUUCGCUCCGCUGGAAGGCCGCGUUCACCUCAGACUCCGCGGUCCUCCUCUUAUUAAGGCACAGGCGGUGGUGGCGGUGCCCGAGGGGGAGCCUGCGGUGCUGCGGUGCGGGGUGGUGGCCGUGCCGCACCCAGUAGCUGUUACCUGGACCAGAGAGGGCGCGUCUGUCAACUCAGAAAACGGGCACUCGGUCAAGGAGGAGCAGCGGGCGGACGGUGUUGUGUCCACUCUCACCAUCAAUAGAACCACCACUAAGGACUUCGCUUCCUACAACUGUUCGGUUAUCAAUGAAUACGGUGUUGAUACCCGUCAGAUCCUCCUUCAGCGCCAGCCUGUAGUUCCUCUCAUGGUGGUGGUCGGAGGCGGCGCAGGAGUCGUGCUGGUAGUAGUGGUCGUCAUUCUGUUCAUCCUGUGCGGACGUAAGAGGCAAGCGAGAGGACCCAAGGACAAGGCGGCGGAGGCAGGAGCGGUGGUGGUAGAGAAGAAAUCCACAUCCUCAUCCACCUCCUCCGUCGCUGCUGUAGGAGGCGGCGGAGGGGGGCUGGGGGGUCUCGGCGGGCUCAGUGGCGUCGGUGCGAGGGAGGAGAACAGUGUGGGGUCAAACAUGGGCACCGCAAUGAAGAUGAUGCCCACGUCUCUCCUCGCCCACGACAACCAAUCAACUGGGCAGGAAUCCGACGCAAAAGACACUGAAAUCCGCACCUCCUCCUCGCUGUCCGCCGUGGAUCGAGACUCAGACAGCGGGUGGGAGAAGGAGAGCAGCAAGGCGUCACCCAGGGAACCUCAGGCGGCGCCCCUGGCCCAGCCUCGCUACAGUGUGGGCUCCACUGUCUUCACCCCCCCCGACCAAGGCUACAUCUCCUACGUCGACUACACCCGUGACUACUCGCCCGUGCCUGUCAGCGUCGGGGAGUCCUACCAACAGUUUCAGGUUGGCGGUCCUUUCGCCCGAUCCACCCCUGCCAGUGAUCCACCCUCCUCCCUGCCGUCAUCCGUUGCCCCGCCACCGUAUUCCCCUUCCCCUCAUGGCAACGCGGACAUCAACGGCGGCCCUAAUGGCAGGGUACACGCGUCCGCCAACGGGAAGGUGGUAAACGGCAACGGCAUCAACGGGACGCUGAAGCACGCCCUCCUGCAGGACCUCAAACAGGAGCUUAAAAGGGACCUCUCGCAGGACCUCGACUCAACAGUCCUACACAGCAAGUAUAUCAUCCCGCCGCAGAGCAAAAUUAAGCCCGGGACGUUGGUUUAGGGCUUAUCGCGUCCCUCGUAGGGCUGAGCGCUGUAGUUUUCAUAGUGAAUUACACCAAGUGACCAUUAGACUCGAGAACGGCAACUCCUCUGGCGGUGAUGGACAGAAUAAAUCCCGGAGUGGAGCAAAUGGACCGUGUUAAUGGUUGCUAAUUUCUUAUCUGCCUCGUUGUGUGUGUUUCCUUCUCCUCUCCGAGCACUUCGAGGCGGAGGAACCGAGACCAACUGGCCAAAUUGUUAGCAGAAUAGGUGGAAAACUCUUAUUCUGAACCUCAAUUUUUAAGUCUUUGUUGACUUGAUUUAUAAUAUAUAUUUAAUUAUAUAUACAUAUAGUGAAUCUCCUGUGCCGUAUUGUGGGGAGUCCAACCAGGAGAAAGGAAGCUUGAAGGACCAAACCCAAGUGUAUCUCCAUGAAGUUCCCUAUCCUUCCACGCCUCCCCCUCCCCCGCCCCCCACGCCACCCCACGGAAGGUCUCCCAGCUAAUCGUAAGGUGUACAGAUCUGUGAUAUGAGUUAGUAAGCGCCCAGAGAUGUUUUAGCCGGAACCAAAAAAGCAAAGUGAGUGCAUGCGUGUGACUGAAACUCUCCCGAGGACUGUGGAUUGUCUGCAAGAGGAGGCGAGGCGCAUAGGGCGACAUCUCACCCUCGGGAGCGCCAUUAACAGCUGCGGAAGGCGUGUGUUGCGAAUGUGUUGCGAAGUGUUGCGAAGUGCUUAGUCGCUGCCGCUUUUCCCGACUCGCUGACCUCGACCAAGUUGCUGGCGGCAUUGUAGCAAGUGUUAAAAAAGUGACACUAUUAGGAAAGAAAAUUCUAAGUUACCCUUUUUUUUAGGAUGUAAGAGAUUUAAAAAAAAAAGCAAUACGAUGGACCAGGUAGAGGUCGCGACGAGGCUGUGUGUGUGUAUGUGUGUGUGUGUGUGUGUGUGUGUGUGUGUGUGUGUGUGUGUGUGUGUGUGUGUGUGUGUGUGUGUGUGUGUGUUUGAUAAUUUCUGUGCGUGUCUGCGUGUGUGUGUGCGUGUGUGUGUGUGUGUGUGUGUGCGUGCGUGUGCGUGUGUGUGUCAGUGACCAAUAAGUAUUUUUUCCUAUAAUGACAUGUUUGUGGAAGAUCUUGAUGGUGUCGUGAAUGGAAAACUCUUGCAGGUGUUUUGCAAGAAGGAGUGUGUGAAUAUACAGAUAAUGUCUAUAUAUACUAUGGAUAUAUACACAUCUGUAUUGGUAUUUGUAUCAGUUCUUUUACUGUACAUAAUGAUAUUCGCACCAAAAUGUUUCCUCCCCAAUCAUGACUUGUUGUGGCGGAGUGCGUGUGUUACCUGCGGGUCAGCUGAGGUCACGUGUGGGCGAGGGCAGGUGAAGGGCGCUACCACUUCCCUCCGACAGGUGUGCUUCAUUACAGGUGUGUGUUGUUGUAUGUGCUACAGUCACGUGUGUUCAGCUGCAGGUUAAUAAGGUGUCAGUGUAUACGACCCACGCAGGUAAGAGCGCGGCGCCCGGGGAAGCGGCGACACGGCGGGUGUCUCUGCAGGCGGCGCGACGCGGCUGCUCAUCUUGCUGCUUCACAGACUCGAUCCCCGCCGCGUGAAGCUCUCUGAAUCAAACGAAACUAAAUACGUAAAAAUUUUAUGAAUGAAAUUUGAGGAUAAUUAUUCAAAUGUCUCCAGUCUUCAGAAAUUACAUACAUAAUGUAUGUCAUUUAUUCAUUUGCACUUUUUAAUAUUUACACUUUUAUCUGAAAUUUUAUAGUUUGCCGAAAUUCCUGAAGAGCGGCGGUUGGUGGGGGAAUCUAGUUCACUGUUUGGUUCACUGCCUGGUUCGCGCCGCCUCGCCGUCACCUUGGGAGACUCACUUGGCCGCACGCUGCGAUCUGAAGCAUUACCUUCCUCCUCCCCGCUGCCUGCCUCUCCCAGCUGGGGAGGCAGGCCGCGAGGGAGACAGGCCCAGGGUGCGUGUUGCCAGCCUUCGCCCCGCCGCCUCAGCCUUAACCGGGGUGGCGCAGGCCGCUCUGCUGUUUUGAACUAAUAAAUACUUGUUUGAGCUGUGGUGUUAGACCUUUACGUGUUACUACGCUAGCUUCCGAAGGAGGGAGCCUUCUUCGUGGGGGAGUGAACACCCUUCGCCCUCCGCGGUGUGGCCAUCAACUCGCGCGCUCCUGCUUUUGUUAUUAUUAUUAUUAUUACUACCAUUAUUAUUUUAACUUCCUCCCUUCUCUGUGUUCUCCGCAUUCACAUCCCCAGCCAAUCCCACCGAUAGGCCAGACACUUCCACGCCGCAGAUUUGUUUAAGGACCACAGACUCUCCAAGGAUCGCCGCCACUUAACAGUUACUUCCUGAACCUCACUGACUAUUUUUUGUGAGAACAACAGACUCUGCAUCACAAACCUAGAAGGGCAACACUUACCUUCUAAACCUCACAAUCUUUACAGGAAACUACAGACUUCUUUAGCACCACAAGCAUCUUUAUGAUCCGAGUUAUUUCCUAUACCUCAAAGUCUUUAAGAGCUAUAACCCCGUAUCUCUUUAUCCUCACAAGCGUCUUUAUAACCCAACAAUUACCUCUUGAAAUCAUGUAUAUUUUUUUCAAGAACUACAGGUCUUUAUCAUGACAAGCAUAUUCGUGACAAGAGAGUUACUUUCCAAACUUCACAAUCUUCAAGAACUACAGGAUAAAACGAGACCUCUUUAGCAUCAGCAACUACAUGACAAAACAAUUACCUCCUGAAACCUCACAAUAUUUAAAAACUAAAGGAAACCUCACAAGCAUCCUCAUGACAUCACAUUACCUCCUUAACCUUAUAAUUUGUAAUAAGAGCUAAAGGAAUCUAGAGACCCAACAGAUACCUCUUGAAAUCUUACCUCUCACUCGCUCACCUCACAGAGUAACACACAAACGUUAGAAUACCUUGCAGUUUUGGGACCAUAUUCUGAAGCACCUCUGCGCCACAGCUCCACUACAUUCAAAAGGAUCUAGUUGAAGGAACACGAGUUUUUAAGGGUGUUUUUAUUGUUCUAGUGACAGAUUAGCAACAUCCCUACAUUACCAACAGGAGAAACACUCUUGAAAACCCUGCUGAUCAUCUCUUUCCCUUUGAAAAUAGUGGUGAGAGAGCAAGGUGUUUCUAAGGACGGCCCUUGGUCUCAGUGGCGUCCGGUCCCAGCACUACAGUAGCCCCACAAAGACUGAAGGGCCCAAGGGAGUUCCUAUUCACGCUAUUAGCUUCUGAUAACAGUGAUCAUGACAGUCAAGGGCGCAACAGGAAUGGAGGCGGUGUAGGUUGAACAGAUAAACAGACAGACAGUGAUACGUAUUGACAGGAGUGUUUCAGCUUAUAAAUUACACGAGUUUUAUUUAUUUAUUUUUCUCUGAUUCUGUGUUAACUUUAUCUGGUCUUUGUUACUCCUAUGAAAGGGUGUUUUUAUCUUAUCAGUUUGGGUUCCUUCUGGUCUCUAUACUCCAGGUUUCUCUCUCUCUCUCUCUCUCUCUCUCUCUCUCUCUCUCUCUCUCUCUCUCUCUCUCUCUCUCUCUCUCUCUCUCUCUCUCUCUCUCUCUCUCUCUCAUUCUCCUCACAUAUGAUAAGAGAGAUCACUCAAUACUUGUCUCUCUUUUUUCCCUCUCUCUAUCUUUCUCUUCCUCUUAUCAGCUAUUUUUUCCGGUUUCCCUGUCUACAACCAUGUCUCCCUGUCUCACCCUGCCCCUCUCAUCCUGUCACUCUCACCCUGCCCCUCUUACCCUGUCUCUCACCACCUGUCCCCCAUGUCAUGUUCCUCUCUCACCCGUUUCUCUCACUCCUCUCAAACACAACGGCCGAGGACUUUUCCAAAACUCCUUGACAGAUUUUCCGACACUGUCCCACUGUAUCUUCGUAUCCGAGAGUUGCAGUUUGUUGAAAUACGAGUUAGUUCUUUAAGUUUCGUCCCAGUACUGCCCUUCUAUUUCUCUUAUUUUUUCUCCUUUAUUCCUCACUCUGUACCUCUUCUUUGACGGUCGUUUUUUUAAUUAAAGAAAAGAAAAACAUCAAUUCGUCACUAAAAGAAUUAUUGGGGCCAGACUGAACGUACUUAAAUAUAUAUAUAUAUAUAUACGCCAAUCGGAGAUUUUUCGUGGGAAUGCUUGGAAGUAAAAUGUCUUAGCUGACGUCUCGCGUGCAAUAAUACAUUAGAUGAGAGACCAGAAAGAUCGAUUGGUGUUUUUUGAGGCCGCGAUGAAGGAAAGACGUGGUUAGGAGAAGGAAGGGGAGAAGGAAAAGGCAUUACAAGAUGAUGAUGAUGAAAGGAAGGGAAAAAAGUGAGGAUAUUUUGCAAGAAAUGGAUGAUAAAAAGGAAGAAGGGAAGAGAAAGAGGAAGGGGUUAUAAAAGAGAGGGAAGAAGGAAGAGAAGGAAGGAGAUAGAAAAUGAAGGUGAUAGAAGAAAGCAGAAGUAAGAAAUUGCAAGAUGAUGGUGAUGGAAGGAAGAACUUAGAAUAAGAUAAAAUAAAAAUAAAAAGGGAGAUAGAAGCAUUUGAAAAUAAAGAUAAUGGAAGAACGAGGUUAGAAGAAGAAGGAUAAAAUGGUGAAAGAAGCAGUUCAAAAUAGUGAUGGAAGACAGGAACUAGAGGAAGGUAAAAAGGAACGAGAACAGCUAGAAGAAAACAGAUAAAAAUGAUAAAUGGAAGAACGAGGAUAGAAGGAAGGACUUUGGUGAUAGAAGGAAGGAAGGAGGUAUGAGAUGAGAGGAGGGUGGGUUAGGUGCAAAAGAGGUAUGUUGUUGGCCCUCUCUCUCUCUCUCUCUCUCUCUCUCUCUCUCUCUCUCUCUCUCUCUCUCUCUCUCUCUCUCUCUCUCGGUCAGAGGCUCAAAGGUGGUGUCUGUGAGGAGUCUUUCAUCCCGUGGGUUCAGGUUAUGUUUUCCUAGCUCGCUGCCGCCCCAAGCCCCGAGCACAACCUUACUAGCUUUCCGAUGAUCCCCCGGGCGCCGCUCCCUUGCCUGGUUUCUUCCCUGGUUCUGUUUUUCCUUUUCUUUUUCGUAUCUUUUCUUUUUUUUUUCCUCCCAUGAACUUUCUCUUUGGCCACGGAGGAACCUGUGCGCUUUACUUAUCUUUUUUUUUGUGUGUGUGUGUGUGUGUUUCAUCAUUAUUGUUUUACUUUUAUUCGCUUUUAUUUAUUUAUUUACUUCUCUAGGAUUCGUUACGGUUCACGCUUUUCUUCUGGUUUAAUUGGAAAGAUUGGUUUGUUGUUUGUUGUUUUAGAAUUUUCUCAUUAUUGCUGUACUGAAACUUAGACUUGAUUAUACUGCUUUGUGUUUAUGAUCCACCUUAAAAGUAUUCAAAUUCCUAUAAUAAAACUACAACACAGUACACAAGUUACUUAAUACACAGUGGAAGUACAUAUUCAACUUACUCGAUAACAAAAACUUUAAAAUUUCCACUUUAUCCGGUUAUUGCAACGCAGCUUUCCUUCAGUCACAUUUUUCUUCUUCUCUUUGACUCCUUUCAAUUUCAACCCUUAUGCCAAGAAGCUUUAGGGACGAGAGAAGAAAAUGUGAAGCUGACAGCCUUGUGUGUGUGUGUGUGUGUGUGUGUGUGUGUGUGUCACGAAACGCCAUGUCGGUUUCUGUUCUCGUCAUGUACGUAACUCAGUGCUGAAGAAAAAAAAUGUCUCUGAAAUGUUUAUUGUAUAUUAUUAUUUCCCUCCUGCAGUUUCUUAGUGGCCUUAUUUAGUCUCCUCCUCCUCCUCCUCCUCUUCCUCUUCUUCCUUCUUCUCCUCCGCCCCUUCCCUUCUUUAUUGCCUUUGCCUUAUAGUUAAGAGUUCCAUUUUCUCUCUUGUAUUCCUUCAAUAUAUUCUCCUGUUUCAUUAAUUACACCUUUAGUAUAUUACGUUUUCCAUCCCUUCCCUUCCCCCUUCCAUUCCUGUCUCCCUCCUAACACCCCCUCUCUCUCUCUCUCUCUCUCUCUCUCUCUCUCUCUCUCUCUCUCUCUCUCUCUCUCUCUCUCUCUCUCUCUCUCUCUACCCUUCGCUCGCAGCUAAAGAAGAAAAUAAGUCAAUAGUGAGUAAGGAUUCUGUAAUGUAACUGUUUUAUUGUAAAUGUGAAAAAUAAAGUAUUUUGUUAUAUGGUA
Scylla paramamosain (green mud crab) is the source of this 9344-nucleotide messenger RNA. RefSeq names its product irregular chiasm C-roughest protein-like. Gene Ontology annotation, biological process: cell-cell adhesion. The coding region runs from base 805 to 3264 and encodes 819 amino acids. Gene Ontology annotation, molecular function: cell adhesion molecule binding. Gene Ontology annotation, cellular component: cell-cell junction; plasma membrane. The record is from RefSeq and is a predicted model, not a curated record. Lineage: Eukaryota; Metazoa; Arthropoda; Malacostraca; Decapoda; Portunidae. The transcript has 11 exons.